This is a messenger RNA of Dermacentor andersoni, 4757 nucleotides long. Its product is annotated as protein argonaute-2-like. The record is from RefSeq and is a predicted model, not a curated record. NCBI's taxonomy places the organism in Eukaryota, Metazoa, Arthropoda, Arachnida, Ixodida, Ixodidae. Gene Ontology annotation, molecular function: protein binding; RNA binding.
AAAAAACGAUUCCUAUGACAGGACACUUGGCGGUGAACCAUUCUGUAACGACGCGCUUCAUUUUCCGUUAUGAUCUAUUUUCACUCUUUUUUUUUUUUUUCCGUCAUCGGCUCGUAUGAGCCCGCGGAACCGCUAUCGCGUGUUAUCGGCCGCUAAGCGGGACGGAUACCAAGAAAUCAACAGGUCGAGAAAAUCGACAUUUCCUCUGCUGCGUUGUUCACGCAGUAAUCAAGGUUUCUUGUUGAGCAUGCGCACUAACGAAGCGUUUGAUCACGUGGCUCGAGGACCGAAGCGUCCUGCUGAGCAACUGCCACCGUCAGAGCAGUGAGCUACCGCGACAGCGCGGCUACGGGAGCGUGCACAUCGGUCUGGAAGCUGCAGCCCCUGCACGUAAGCCGAAAUCAUGGCGGCGCCCAAUCGUGGAGAAACUUCGCCUCCAGACAAGAAUGGUCCCGCAAGGAAUUGGGGCUACCCACAACAGGUACCAGACGCUGACGACCGUGCGAGACAAGCCUUGAACCCUUCCACGAACGCCGCGGUGCAGCCACAACAGCAACACCAAGGGCAAAACGGCCCUCGUGAAGCCGUUGUCCCGCCAGCAGAAAACUCGCAGCAGCGAUCCUUCCGUGCGCAGCAGCAGCAGCAUCAGCAGCCCUUCCGUGCGCAGCAGCAGCAGCAUCAGCAGCCCUUCCGUGCGCAGCAGCAGCAGCAGCAGCAUCAGCAGCCCUUCCGUGCGCAGCAGCAGCAGCAGCAGCAUCAGCAGCCCUUCCGUGCGCAGCAGCAGCAGCAGCAGCAUCAGCAGCCCUUCCGUGCGCAGCAGCAGCAGCAGCAGCAUCAGCAGCCCUUCCGUGCGCAGCAGCAGCAGCAGCAGCAGCAGCAUCAGCAGCCCUUCCGUGCGCAGCAGCAGCAGCAGCAGCAGCAGCAUCAGCAGCCCUUCCGUGCGCAGCAGCAGCAGCAGCAGCAUCAGCAGCCCUUCCGUGCGCAGCAGCAGCAGCAGCAGCAUCAGCAGCCCUUCCGUGCGCAGCAGCAGCAGCAGCAGCAGCAGCAUCAGCAGCCCUUCCGUGCGCAGCAGCAGCAGCAUCAGCAGCCCUUCCGUGCGCAGCAGCAGCAGCAGCAGCAGCCCUUCCGUGCGCAGCAGCAGCAGCAUCAGCAGCCCUUCCGUGCGCAGCAGCAGCAGCAGCAGCAUCAGCAGCAGCCCUACCGUGCGCAGCAGCAGCAGCAGCAGCAGCAUCAGCUGCCCUUCCGUGAGCAGCAUCAGCUGCCCUUCCGUGAGCAGCAGCAGCAGCAUCACGCGGCGUUUUCCGGAUCUCCUCAGGUCCCCGUUACCCAGACGUCAGCCGUUAAAUGGGCUAGUGGUCACGCCAUUCCCGGGAAUCCUUCCAUUCUUCAGCAGCAAUCACCUUCCAAGCAGAUGUCCAGUUCACAGGGCUGGGGCUCAAACCAACAGUCUCUUUCAGAACAAUUUUCUGAGCUAGGGCUCGCCGGCUCACGAGGAACGGGCCUCUACGGGCCUAAACGACAGACUGGAGGAAGAGGGCGCGGCAGCCGAGGGCAAAGCCAGCAAUCGCGUCCUGCAACAGGCGAACACGUAGACUACCAUUCCCAAGCGCCGAUCACGUCCCCACGUGGACAUCUAGUACAGCCUACAACGUUCGCCGGCCAGGGAUGGCAGGUGGGCUCGAACGUGCACCCGAGGAACGCUGCACCCAGAAAUCCCGCCACGCCGCCUGCUUCCUCGACUCAAUGCUCUUCUCCCUCUUCAGCGGCAACCGGCGCCACCAGCAGCUGCUCCACAUAUUCAAGCGGAGGGGCUUCUACUUCGCGAGGCCAUUGUUCUGAACCGCAGCGUUGGAAUCGCCCAAGAAGUGCUGUCACGUGGGAUUCUGCAAACGCCAGUCAAGUGCCUUCACCGGGCCGAUCUCCCAUGCCGGGCGCAGACACCAGUAUAUCCUCCGCCGGUGGAAUUUCACCCUCCAAGGAGACCAAAGUCACGACACUCACCGUUUACGCGAAUCAUUUCAAAGUGCACAUACCCAAGGAGCUCGCCGUGAACCACUACUCGGUUACGAUAUGUAACCAUGUCGAGGGCGCGGAGCCACGAGAACUCACGCGUAUGGCCUCGAGUGACAGGCGACUCAUAUUCAUGGAGUUCGCCCGCCGGCACUUAAAUACCGAGGCACCGAUUUUUGAUGGCCAGUGUGCAUUUUACUCAACAAAGCCUGUAGAUGACAGAGAGAAAACCGUCCAAGUGCAAAUGGCAAACGGUGAGUCAAGAGACUUCCGCGUCAGCAUCAAAGUGACCCAUCGGAUCAACGAGCAUUGCGGACCUGGUCGCGGGACACCUCUGGUUCAAGCGCUGGAGGUUGCGUUACGCUGCGCUCUCUCGCAUAACCGCGAGUACCUUGGCAGGAUCCUCGUGAGCCGUGUGGGCGCAGACACAAAGGAGUGGGAGCGCGCUCGGCGAGGUGAAGCUCUCUACCACGGCGUGCUUACCAGCGUCCGCUCGGGCGAGUCGGGAACGUUCGUAAACGUGGACACGCUACAGACUGUCCUCUACAAACCUGACCCUCUUAUAACUGUCGUCUGCCGUUUGCUGCGACGUGCAAGUAUUUCACCUCAAGAAAAACUUCUGGAUAAGAACAUUGAAUUCCUCAGCGAAAAACUAAAGGACUUGAAAGUGGACGUCAAACAUCUGCCUUACCGUCGCACUGGCAAAAUCGAGAAAAUUGUGAAGGAAAGCGCGGACGAAAAAAUGGUAGGUUCAACGAGGGAGACAGUUGCGGAAUAUUUCAGCCGCAAAUAUUCUGCGCUUCGGUACCCCAAGCUGCCGUGCGUAAAAAUUCUAAACAAAGACUGUUACUAUCCUCUUGAGGUCUGCUUCAUAGCUCUCGGACAGCGGGGUGCAGAGACACUUUCUCCUGUGCCUCCCGAAACUAGGUUUACUAGAGCCGAAUCGGUUGUAGCCGAAAUUGAAAGGCAACCCCGAGCAGAACUGGGCGAAUUUGUCACCUCUAUCUCUGCAUCCCCUGUCCAGAUCACGGCGAAGCUUUUACCUACCGUCUCGCCAUUGAAGCCUCCGCAGGACUCGAAAGAAAUGAAGUGGGUGAUGCUGAGCAUGUGUGACAGUGCAAAGGAACCUAUCAAGAAGUUACGAAAUGGUAUCAUCAAGCAGGGAAAAGAACUUGGUAUGGAGCUCUCUCACGUUCAAGUCGUUGAAAAAAAAUUUCCAACUGUUGAGGAAGCACUUGAAGCACCAGAAGAAGGUGCCGCUUUUAUUGUUAUCGUUCUGAAUAACACAAACUCUAGUCUCUACUACCUUAUCAAGUACUACGCCGAAAUUCAACUUGGCCUGAUCACACAAUGUGUCGCUCUUUACAAUAAGCAGGGGAAACUGCAAAAUUUUGGCAGUGCGUUUUGUUUGAACGUAAUGCGCAAGAUAAAAGCAAAGCUUGGAUUCGUCGACAAAGCCAUGCCAUCUAAGAUCAACAACUUCGACUUCGAGGACGUCAUGGUUAUGGGCGCCGACGUCAGUCACCAUGGCCCGAAUGACGCGAAGCCAUCCGUGGCCGCCAUCGUCGGUAGCAUUGACGCGUGCGCCUCUCGCUAUGCCGCUGCGAUUAGUCUUCAGCAGCAGCAGCAGCCGCAGCAGCAGCAGCAGCGACGUCUUGAAAUCAUCCAGAACAUGGGGAGCAUGGUUAGAGGACUUCUGGAUGUCUACCGGAAGAACAAUAAUACUGCACCGAAAGCCAUACUUUUCUACCGCGACGGCGUGAGCGAGGGACAGUACAGUAAAGUUUACGAUACGGAGCUUCCCUGCUUGGAUGAUGAAUGCAAGAAAGCUUUCCCCGGAUCCACCACACCGAAGAUUACAUUUCUGACCGUUCAGAAGCGGCACAGAACCCGCUUCAUACGCAAAAAUUCGGAGCUACCGAACGUGCCUGCAGGCACGGUCGUGGACACGGUCAUCACGCACCCUUCCCAACAAGAGUUCUUUAUGUGCUCUCACACUCCCCUCAGGGGCACAGCUCGGCCCGCCCACUACCACGUGAUUCGAGACGACAACGAAUUCGACCCCGAGACUCUGCAGAAGAUCUCCUUCAGCCUGUGCCACAUGUACGCCCGUUGUGAUACGCCCGUGUCCAUCCCGACGCCCGUCUACUACGCCCACCUCGCCGCAGCUCGCGCCAGCUGCUACAUGACGGCUCACGCAAAGAUCCGGGGAACGAACAGAUUUGACGCCAGCGUCGUCCAGCUCAACGACAACCUGAAGGACGAGAUGUUUUUCGUCUGAGACCUAUAGGCCGAUUUAUUCUUCUGCUCAACGACGAAUGUGCCCCUUGUUGUGCCUGGCAUGGUUUACGCGACUUGCCGUUACCAGACCGGCAGGGCUCUGUUAGGUGUUGCAUAUUUACUGCAGCCGACUUCAGCCGCACUACGCCUGUGCCUCGUUGGUGUUGCAUGACAAACGCGCCGACAUCGCUUGCACUUCUGAUGAGCCGCGCCGCACUUCCACCAUCAACACUUUCACAUUGGUCGUCAAGUUUGUGUCCCUCACGCUUCAGGUAGCUAAACAUGCGAGUAUGUUCAUGAUUUUAUCCGUGUGCAUGGCCACAGUCAUUUUAUGCUAUCUUAUUCAAAACGUGUUCCUAGGCACGCGUAUCCGCACACUACGAGUGCACUAGACUUCGUGUGCCACAUGUGUUUGAACAUCGAGUUAAUAUAUUGACAAGUGCCGGGAAUUAAAGACUGCUCUCUGA